Puccinia graminis f. sp. tritici CRL 75-36-700-3 is the source of this 519-nucleotide messenger RNA. RefSeq lists its product as uncharacterized. Lineage: Eukaryota; Fungi; Basidiomycota; Pucciniomycetes; Pucciniales; Pucciniaceae. The coding region runs from base 1 to 519 and encodes 172 amino acids. The record is from RefSeq and is a predicted model, not a curated record. The transcript is spliced from 5 exons.
AUGGAAGAAUCACUUGCACGAUUACAACAACCAACCCAAACAAUGGAAGGUAGUGACAGGUGCACUGAGCAGCACACAGCGGCCAAUGACACGAGAAAUGGAAGUACUUGGAAGCAUUGUGAUGAUACUGGACUAUUUGGGAUGGCUUGCCGGCAUGAUCAGAUGAUCAGGAUGAUCAACAUUGUCAAGAGUGGUGAGAAAUCCUAUUUCCCUUUAACCAUGAUUAACCACAUGGUACAGGUCACCAAAGAAGACCACGGAGCGCGCAAGAAGCUAGCAUUCCUGUAUGACAUAGGAUGCAACAUUGAGAAAGGAAUUAUCCGAAGGCAAAUGCAACUGGAGGCAAUGGAAAAUGAUACUGAAUUGCAAAUGAGAAAACAAGUAGAAGAGCUUGUUAUGUUGGACGACCAACUCCGAGCAACACAGAAAUGGUUGAACUCGGAAGAACCAGGCGCAGGAAUCGUACGGAAGCUCAGACCUUGCAGAUGGAACAAGGUCCUGAUCAUCUACGUGUGUUAG